AUGCCAGAACGAAAUUGUAUGGCCAUUACUAGUAUUCUUAAUUGUGACGAUUAUCAUUCUCCCACCACAUCUACGGCCACUCCUCCCGCUACCCCUCCCACUACUUUCUCUAGCGACAGGCCAUACGCAUGCAGCUGGGCAAAGUGUGGGAAAGCAUUCUCACGACGAAGUGAUUUGGAAAGACACUUUCGUACACACACGGGAGAGCGGCCGUAUAGUUGUAGUUGGCCUGAUUGCGGAAAACGGUUUAUUCAACGCUCGGCUCUUACAAUACAUAUUCGAACACACACCGGAGAACGUCCCCACCUGUGCGAACAUUUUGGUUGCAAUAAGAGCUUUGGUGAUGUCUCGGCACUAGGUCGUCAUAGAAGGAUUCACACUGGGAGAAAACCUUACGUGUGUUCUCAUGCUGGAUGCAGUAAGAAGUUCACUCGCCGUACCACCCUAAUCCGUCAUGCUUGUUCACAUGGUACACAUUGGCACACAAGCUCACCAGUGCCAGGAGGGCCUUCUGUUGCGCCUGUAUACUACACCGCUUCUCCAAGUCUAUCGACCACACCGGGUUGUUUUCAACGUAUCAGCUACUUCACGUCAGGCCAGCCGAUAGCUUAUCGCGAGCAUAGUCGCUUGUUCCAGGAUUAUCUGCGUUUGCGCUACAUGCCAGACUAUAACAUAUGA
Molecule: messenger RNA, 678 nt
Organism: Paraglomus brasilianum
Lineage: Eukaryota; Fungi; Glomeromycota; Glomeromycetes; Paraglomerales; Paraglomeraceae
Source: the annotation of a GenBank genome assembly